AUGGACUCCGAAGUCAAGUACCUUCUCUCCCUGCGUGCCAUCCGGGAGCGUGCCAAGAUUGUUGGGGAUGUCGCUAAAGCCGGGGACUUGAGCCACUUUGAGGUUCGGGAAGACAAGCUGGACGAGGUCGUUGAUUUCGUGGCUUCAGUUAUCAAGCGCGACUAUGGCCCAGACAAGUUUCACACAAUUCCUCCCCAUGGGCGUUGGCAGCACUUUGAAGUCGGCAAUGUGCCGCGCAUCACCAACGUUAUAGAAGAGUGGCAGGCAAGUGGGAGCGAUGAGACCGAGGUUACUCGUCGCCUCAUUGACCUGUUUUUCGUCUCUGUGUUAUUGGACGCCGGUGCAGGUGAUCAUUGGCGAUACAAGGAGCCCAACACCGAUCAAGUUUACGAGAGGAGUGAGGGUAUCGCCGUGGCCAGUCUCCACAUGUUCAACUCCCUGGCCUUCACGACGUCAACUGACAAAGCCAACCCCAUAGUUGACGGAAAGGGCUUGGAACGUUUGGAGACAAGUGCACUUGCAGAUGGCUUCCAAGUUUCAGACAGUAACCCCAUGCUGGGAGUUGACUCUCGCGCCGGUCUCCUCAGGAGCCUGGGACAGUCACUUCUGGCUCACCCGGAAGUAUUCGGAGCUGAAGGCCGCCCAGGUAACCUCGUUGAUUAUCUGGUUGAAUCUGCAAAGGGAUCCUCCAAAAUCGACGUACUCUAUCUCUGGGACAUCCUACAGACCCUUUUGAUUCCUGCUUGGCCCAAGGAUCGGACGACCAUUGGCGGAACGCCCAUUGGUGACGCGUGGCCGUUGAGCACUCUACGCAAGGGAAAAGGCGUCGAUAAUUCCGACUCCCCUGCCGCUGGCAUCCAGCCCUUCCACAAGCUGACGCAAUGGCUCACAUAUUCUCUGAUGGUCCCAUUUCAACGGGUACUCGGUAUAGACUGGGUUAAUGCCGACUCUCUCACCGCCUUGCCGGAGUAUCGCAAUGGCGGCCUGUUCGUUGAUAUGGGUGUUCUGUCCCUGAAGAAAGAGACGUUGGAGCGAGGCUUGAAAGCGUCAGGCAGCGAGCUGCCAAUGUUUGAGGCCGGUGACGAUGUUAUAGUGGAGUGGAGGGCCUUGACGUUGGUGUUGAUCGAUAUUCUAUACGGCAAAAUUCAGUCUCGGAUGGGAGAGGGUGUGCAGCUGAGCAUGGCACAACUGCUCGAGGCGGGAACAUGGAAAUCCGGGCGCGAGACGGCAGCAAAGUUCCGGCCACGUACGAAGUCGAGCCCUAUCCUCAUUAAGAGUGAUGGCACUGUCUUCUAG
This is a messenger RNA of Colletotrichum orchidophilum, 1296 nucleotides long. RefSeq names its product urg3. The transcript has 4 exons. The coding region runs from base 1 to 1296 and encodes 431 amino acids. Lineage: Eukaryota; Fungi; Ascomycota; Sordariomycetes; Glomerellales; Glomerellaceae. The record is from RefSeq and is a predicted model, not a curated record.